AAGAGAACUGAGGGCUGUUUUGGGGAAAAAAGAUUGUCUUAGAGCGGGUACAUUUUGGGAACAUAUGAAAAAGGGUAUUCUGGGAAUUCAAUUCAUUGACAACUUCAGUGAGAGGGUUUUCACUUUCGGAUUGGAAACGAUAAAAACAACAACACGAUUUUUGGGGAUUUUCUCUUUGGAGGUGUUGCUGAUGAAGGAUCCAAUCCAAGCCUUGAUCUUGGAGUCCAUGCUUCUCAUUUCGGAGAUUUUUGAUGUUUGAUUCGUGUUUGGAAGUGGUUUUUUUCUUUGAAUUCUUUGAAUUGUUGGUAAUGUCUUUAGGGAAAGAUCCGACCUUGUUGGAGCAAUCGUGAUUGUUUUUUUUUAAUUAUUUUUUUCGAAUUGUUUGGAAUUCGGCCAAGUGUAUUUGAUUUCAUCGAUCAGUGAAAAGUCCAAAUUUUGGGGCCUUUUUUUAUAUAUGGAUCGAGAGAUUGGUGAAAAAUGAAAAUCCUUGAUUUAGAUGUGAUUGUUUUUAGGUUUUUUAUUUUUAAUAGUUUCUGGAUCUGAGCAGAUGAUGAGAAAUGAAUGCUUUUGAUCUGUUGAUUUGGAGUGAGUGUUGAGGUUUGGCGAAGCGCCGGAGAUGCGGCGGAGGGCGCCCGAGUUCCGGCGGUCCUCCAGGAAGAAGCUUUCGGAUUGGAUCUGGUGGCUUCUGGGUUUCUUUAUUGUCGCAGGACUCGUGCUCUUCAUCGUCCACCAUCGCCAUGAAAGUACAUUCGAGCCCCCAAUCAAGGAUGUGAAUACCAAAUUUGAAGAUGCUUCUCAGGAAAGUGUAAAUUUCACACAAGAACUUGUAAGCAGUACCUCCUUUGCUAGGCAACUGAUUGACCAAAUGACGCUUGCCAAAGCUUAUGUCAUCAUUGCAAAAGAGCGGAGUAAUGCCCAACUUGCUUGGGAGCUCAGCUCACAGAUCAGGAAGUGCCAAAGAUUGCUCUCUCAAGCAGCUGUGAGGGGGAAAUCCGUCACCCUGGAAGAAGCCCACCCAGUUGUUAGUCGCUUAUCAGAGCUGAUUUACAGGUCCCGAGAUAACCAUUAUGAUAUCAGUACCAUGAUUGUUACACUCAAGAAGCAUUCCCAAGCUCUCGAAGAACGGGCAAUAGCAGCAACAGUGCAAAGCGCUGAAUUUGGUCAAUUGGCUGCUGAAUCCUUGCCAAAAUAUCUCCACUGCCUGAACAUCAAACUGACCAUGGAUUGGUUCGAAAACCUGAAGCUCAAAAAACUUGCUGAUGAGCAGAGAAAUUCUCCACGACUUGUCGACAUCAACCUGUACCAUUUCUGCAUAUUCUCAGAUAAUGUGCUGGCAACAUCUGUUGUCAUCAAUUCCACCGUAUCAAAUUCUGAUCAUCCGCAACAGCUUGUGUUUCAUGUGGUCACAGAUGCAGUCAAUUACUAUGCCAUGAAGGCUUGGUUUCUGAGGAAUAAUUUCCAAGGAUGCACAGUAGACAUCCAGAACAUUGAUGAUUUUUCUUGGCUGAAUGCCUCUUAUUCUCCAAUGGUGAAACGGUUGCUGAAUGAAGAAACCCAGCAUCAGUAUUUGAGUGGAGUUACAGCAGGUGAAAAUGAAGACUUGAAAUUUAGGAGCCCAAAAUUUGUGUCUUUGCUAAACCACCUGCGCUUCUACAUCCCGGAAGUAUACCCAUAUUUGGAGAAGGUGGUAUUUCUGGACGAUGAUGUUGUGGUGCAAAAGGAUCUAACUCCUCUAUUUUCUUUGGAUUUGCAUGGAAAUGUGAUGGGAGCUGUGGAGACUUGCCUGGAGGCAUUCCACCGAUUUUACAAGUAUCUAAAUUUCUCCAAUCCUUUGAUUAGCUCAAAAUUUGAUCCGCAGGCUUGCGGGUGGGCAUUUGGUGUGAAUGUCUUCGACCUAGCAGCAUGGAAGAAGGCAAACGUGACUGGACGGUAUCACUACUGGCUAGAACAGAAUUCAGACCAGUUGCUUUGGAAGAAGGGGGCUCUCCCUCCCGGUCUCCUGGUGUUUUACGGGUUGAUGGAGCCACUUGAUCGGAGAUGGCAUGUCUUGGGAUUGGGCUAUGACAUGGAGGUAGAUGAUAGGUUAAUAGAUAGUGCCGCCGUUGCACAUUUUAAUGGAAAUAUGAAGCCAUGGCAGAAGUUAGCUAUCAGUAGGUACAAACAUUUGUGGCAACAGUAUAUUAAUCUCUCCAACACGCAUCUUCAAGACUGCAUCAUGAAUUGAAGCAUUACACCCUGAAAAUUCUUCUACGAUGUACUCUCAAUACUCUUAUCGGUUCAUAUUAGAGAAGUGCAUCACUCUUCUUGUUUUCAUUGUUUGUGAAUGUAAAAGGAACAUGUACAUGAGAAAGUAACUCUACCUCACACCUAGUGAGGUUUGAUUUUGGAAAAUGUAAUAAUCUCACUGUUAGAUGGUUUUGUAUUGCA
This is a messenger RNA of Dioscorea cayenensis subsp. rotundata (Guinea yam), 2427 nucleotides long. Its product is annotated as hexosyltransferase GAUT11-like. The record is from RefSeq and is a predicted model, not a curated record. Gene Ontology annotation, molecular function: polygalacturonate 4-alpha-galacturonosyltransferase activity. Bases 617 to 2224 code for a protein of 535 amino acids. The transcript is spliced from 2 exons. NCBI's taxonomy places the organism in Eukaryota, Viridiplantae, Streptophyta, Magnoliopsida, Dioscoreales, Dioscoreaceae.